CCAUAUUCGUUUUUCUGCAACUGAAUUUUGUAAACAAAAACAAACCGAUUUUAAAUACCAGAUAUCUCAUUAAGAUCGCGAGAUAUAAAUGUGGUUUCAAUAGCUGUCUUCAAUGUCUGCAACGAUGAUAGAGAGUGUCCAAGCUCGCCAACGAGGCGCGUUUGAGUUCGAGGAGCAUUAUGAUAGCCUGUGCGCCCUACAGAACAGCUGCCCCAUUCCUGCUGUGAAAGCACAUCUCCAGUCCCGGGUCUUGGAUCUCAAUGCUGACAGGAUCAGGGCGAAUGAUUGGUCACCGAUUCUGAACACUCUGCGUAUCAACAAGACCUUGGAGUUCAUCGGUGUCCGAAGCUUCUUCCAGCAGCCUGUUGAUGAUGGAAAACAAGACAAGAAACAGCCUCAGCAUUGGCGGCGGAAGACACCUGCGAUCCGCUCGAAAGAGAUCACGUACCGUCUGUGCAAGGCGCUGAGAGAAUGUGUCACAAACUCCUCAUCUGUGGUCUGCCUUGAAUUACAGGGUCUGCCUCUUCGUGAGCGAGACAUGCAAAUUCUGUCAAAGGGUAUUGCAAAGAACCAUUCACUGCGCCACCUGUCUGUGGAGUUCUGUACCAUCGGUGAUGAUGGUGUGGAGAUUCUCUGCAAAGGCAUCAAGAAUUCACCCACUCUGACCUCCCUCAACUUCUCUGGAUGUGGCCUGACGUUCCAAGGGGCAGAUAUCCUGGCAAAAAUAAUCAAGCACCAGUCGAUGAAACGUCACAAUGAAGCCUGGCGCGACAGCCUGCGUUAUCGACGGCCUGAUCUGGAUGGCAUGAUGGGAAUACGACGUAUCACUGUCAACAAGAACCCGCUGAUGGGAGACCAGGGAGCGCUAGCAUUCGCCGAGGCUCUAAAGGACGAUCUCUGGUUAAAAGCCCUUGACAUGCAGCAAUGUGGUAUAAGUGACAUCGGAGCGAAGGCCCUGCUCCAGGUCCUCAAGUUCAACACCACCAUGGUCGUCCUUGACCUGCGUCUGAAUCCACUCAUCGAUCGUGACAUCCAGCAGAGUCUGAUGGAGCAGGUGCUGAUCAACUCGGACGGACAAGAUACCGAGUACAAGUGGAUCCGAGCGGAAUCACCUCACGAUUCACAGCGUAACCGAUCACCACGCCGGCGCAGGACAAAGACAAGCGGCAGUUUCCGUGGUCGUGCUGGAGUCAAGAUCAUCCCCGGGAGUGGACGCAAGCGUUCCAAGAGUGCUGGUGCCAGCACCUAUGGGAAACCUUUUGAUGUCCCAGAGGUGACGCGUCCUGGUCCCGGCUUUGUCCCAUGGAGGACCGCCAUGAGGGCAAUGAGCUACAGAGGUUAUCCGAACCCGAUCUCUGCCUGGGAGAAGGGCAACGGUUCAUCACCGAUGGAUUCCCCGGCCGUCAUUAUCAACAAGGACGGGUCAGAUGACGAGGACUGUAAGGAGUCGUAUAUGAGAGCGCACGGCAUCGACGAUGGGUCGUUUGAUGAUUCCACUGAUUUGAAAGAUGCCAAGGAAAUGAAGAUUGUCCUGGCCCAGAUGAAGCGCUGCCUGGUGGAAGAGAGGGAAGCUAGAAAUCAGGCCGACAAGAGAAUGCUUGAGUUGACCAUCGAGAACACCAGACUUCGCCAGGAGGUCAGCAUGUUACGCGGCGGCCACAGUCUCCUCGAAGAUGACAAAGUCCUCGACAGUAUUGAAGCAUCGUUUAAAAAGUUCCAUUCCUUCUUGGAUCUUUUGAGAGAUGCUGGUCUCGGACAACUGAUCACAAUCGCUGGCCUUGACCAGGCGCCCAUGUCCGUGCCGACCACCAGCCACCAGUCUCCCUACCACACAGCCUUCCCUGUAACCAGCUUGUCUGGUCUCCCUCAACACAAUAUCGAUGUCCGCGACCCUCAGUACUAUGAUGAGGACCCAAUAGAGGGCGUGGGGAAACCAAACCAGAGUCUGUACGGCAUUCCCGAGGCCUCGCCACCGUCACGAGAUCACGCUCGUACCGCAGAUGAUGCAAUUCUGACCGGUUCAAUCCGGCCACAUCUGAUCCCGGAUAAUUAUACCAACGGUCAGAUAUUAGACCCAACCCUUCACCAGAUGCACGAGGAAGAUGACUACUCGUUCAAACCAUCGACUGCGGAUGAGUUGUAUCAGAAGUUACGUCGCCAGGCUGAGGCUGCAUUGGAGAGAAGUCGGCCGUAUUACGAGGCAGAGUCGCCAGCUGUCGUCACCAGUACGCCGCACAAAACAAAAUCACCCGUCACUGUCCCGGAGACACCGGAGCAAAAAGACGGAAUCGCUGGGAGCGCUGAAACUUCACCAAAAGAUACGAAACGCGUCUCGCCAAAACCUGCUGAGAGAAAACGUCAGAGGUCACCGGUGGAUGCUGUCUCACCAGAUGUGUUUGAAGUCCCGGAGACAGAGGGCGCCAGUGAGGUGUAUAGCGACACGUUUGAACCUUCUGAUCGUCAUGAGUUGAUAAAGUCCAUGGAGGAUAUUACUGAACGCUCGCCGUCACCGUCCGCUGAUGUUCCUGAGAGCGAGGAGGACGACUUCUGAGAGACAGAGGACACUGGCCAGACCAGUCUGAUGUCUUCGAUGGCUCGGCCAGCAAACUCCAAUGCUACCUGAAGGAAAAGUGUGAAUAGACUCUGAAAAUGUAACAUUUCUGGAGAGUUUCGUCAGCCUGAGCAGCAGAUCAACACCUUAUACUAGUAAUGAAGAUAUCUGCUGGUGAAUCAGACGAAACUCUCUGUAAAUGUAAGACUUCAGAGUGUCUCUCAAUAAACUUUUUUGUUGAGGUUAUUUGCCAAUUUGAAACUGGGCUGGCUCCCAAUAAGCUGAUGACAUUUUUAGAUUUUUGAUAAAAGAAAUGUAGCUUUUAGAUGUUAGUUUGAAGUAAGAGUAGAAUGUGGUGGUUUUACAUUGUUAGCAUUUUUCUGGAAGAUAUUAGUAUUUACAAGGUUUUAGAAGUUCUUUCCCUAAAGUCAAAGCUAGUAACAGAUGAAACUGGUAUGAGGGCAACUGCUGUCAGAAAUGACACAAGACUUUUAUGGUUUACUGUUUUAUGAUACAGCCAGACAAAGUCAGUUGUGAUGGUCUCACCUCUUAGGUACACAUGAGGGGAGGGAUGGCUAAAACAAGCUGAAACCAGUUCAUGUGUACCAAACUUCUUCCUCUUAGCGUUCGAUUUACUGAGUAUGUCUAUGUACAGAACCAGGCCUGUGUCUCUUAUAAACCUGGCUGUCAUCUCUUGUGGUCUCCACUGAUGCACCAUAUGGCCAUGGGGCCAAUCUCAGAGUGUCCCAGGGUGGGCAGUCCUGGAGCACAUGCUCCGGCAAGUGUACUAAACGAGUGGCCCCGAAGUUGAAACUUCCGAUAGGCAUGUGAAGAGUGAUAAAGCAAUGUCUGCUGCACAUAUUGUGUGAUUUAACAAAAUGUACUUAAAUUUAUGGUAAUUUAAUAAAG
This is a messenger RNA of Lineus longissimus, 3460 nucleotides long. RefSeq names its product centrosomal protein of 78 kDa-like. The transcript has 15 exons. Bases 113 to 2551 code for a protein of 812 amino acids. Gene Ontology annotation, cellular component: centrosome. Lineage: Eukaryota; Metazoa; Nemertea; Pilidiophora; Heteronemertea; Lineidae. The record is from RefSeq and is a predicted model, not a curated record. Gene Ontology annotation, molecular function: protein binding.